Messenger RNA from Scylla paramamosain (green mud crab), 3992 nucleotides. RefSeq names its product GDNF-inducible zinc finger protein 1-like. Gene Ontology annotation, biological process: regulation of transcription by RNA polymerase II. Lineage: Eukaryota; Metazoa; Arthropoda; Malacostraca; Decapoda; Portunidae. Gene Ontology annotation, molecular function: DNA-binding transcription factor activity, RNA polymerase II-specific; RNA polymerase II cis-regulatory region sequence-specific DNA binding. The record is from RefSeq and is a predicted model, not a curated record. Bases 175 to 2748 code for a protein of 857 amino acids. The transcript has 14 exons. Gene Ontology annotation, cellular component: nucleus.
CACGCCGCUCAGUCUCACGCCUACCCGUCUGCCACCACCAACUGUCGAACAUUUGCUGAGCCCUCUCUGCCACACUGCCCGUGCCACUGUACUCCGUGCUGAGUGCCCCAAGAUGAUUCUUCAAAUGCAUCACAAGCAAGACAAGAUGAUAAUGAGUGCUAGUCAUUGAGCAGCAUGUCAGUGUUCGUGGCUGGGGUGGAGUCAGACACUGCCCCUCAGACUCGCUGCAGGAAGAAGUAUGAGACCAAGUACAGCACCAAGUAUGAAGAUGAAUACCAGUGGGUUGGUCCUUCUGCCAAAGGAGAAACCUAUGCCCUUUGUCGCUGGUGCAUGGUGGACAUAUGUAUCAAGUCGGUGGGUGCAAAGGGUUUGCGAGACCAUGAGAUAACAGGACGCCACAAACAAAAAGCCAGUGACCAUACCCCACCCCCUCAGCUUACAGCACCAGCACCACCACCAGCAGUAUCUUCACAGCUAUCUCCAUCACCACCACCAGCACCACCACCACCUGCACCACCAUCAGCACCACCACCAGCACCACAAUCUGCACCACCACCACCAUCAUCAUCAACUACGCCACAGCUUACCAAUGCAGUGUAUCCUGUCCUGGAGGUAGAAGGGGUGGUAGAACAGCACAAUGAAGAGCUGCGUGGUUCACCUCGUCCCAUGACACCUCAGACUCCAAACACCCCACUAAGUCCUCAAGGGGAGGAGGAACUGCCAGAUCCACAAUCUGAACUGCUAGAUUUUGGUGCCCAGCUGCCUACAUCUACUACUCACACUCUGUCAGCUGCUGUGCGUUCAGUCUCUUCACAACCAAAGGUUGGAGAGUUGUUAAUCAUAGAGUAUGAUAACCCAGACAUGUGUGGUGCACCUGUGCCUUUGUCAUCCAAGACUACAAGUGGAUCAGGUGCCAUAGUAAAGAGAGAAUCAGAAGAAAAAUACACAGUGAGCACAGAUGAUUUGACUUGCAAUGUUUGCGGUCAAGAAUAUGCUCAGUGGACACAACUGAAAAAACAUUUGCUGGAUCACAUACUCAUUGCUCAAAAUUCAUCUGAUGGCAAAGCAAAGACAAGUGGCCGGGGAAGGGGAAGAUCAGUAAGUAGCAGAAUAUCUGCACGUCCUUCACGCAACAUUCAGCAAACUACACUGGACCACCAAAAACAGGAAAUCAUUACAAAUAAAUCAAGUACAUUUACAAAACCACCACGACGACGUGGCAGACCUCGUGGAAGCAAAACCAGGAAUUAUGUACCUGCUGGUGGUGUUGCUGGCUUACGCACAACACCUCUUUCUCAUAAGAGAAGUGUGGGCCAGCGAAUAGAGCCUCAUGUUAGUGCCCUCCAGGAGGUCUCAGUGGAUGAGCCUGUAGCCACUGAAGAGGAAGCUUGUGAGGAGCCUGGAUUAAGUUCUGAUGUCAUUGCCAAGGAAUUUCAAGAAGAAAUAGAUGAGAGUGCAACAAGUGAUGAAAAUAAUAGUGAGGCUGGAGAUUUGGAAGGCAGAGCUGAAGAAGCAGGGAAGAGAAAACCAGGCCCGUUGCAGUGCCGUGUUUGUCGAGUUGUCUUCUAUAACAGAGGUGAGCUGAGAGAACACCAGCGUUCUGAACACAACAAUGGACGUCCAUACCAGUGUGAUCACUGCCAAAAGUUCUUCACUACAAAAAACCACAUGGAGGUCCAUAUCCACCACAAACACAGUUAUGGUCCCAACCCUUGCCAGUGUGCCAUGUGUGGGAAGGUACUUUCCUCCAGGACAAACUUAAGGAUUCAUAUGAGAAUACAUAAAGGAGAAAGACCCUUUGAAUGUCCUAUUUGCAAAAAGGCCUUCAGUCGCAAGGCUAACAUGGAAAUGCACCUGGUUUAUCACACUGGUGAACGACGAUUCACGUGUGAAGUCUGCGGUCAGUCUUUCUUUGCCAUAAAUGCUCUCAAGAGACAUACCAAGUUACAUACAGGUGAAAGAGAUUAUGCAUGUGAGAUUUGUGGUGCCACCUAUGUGACUGGGACUGAUUUGCGCCGACAUCGCCUCAAGCACAAUGAAGUGAAGCCUUACCCAUGUCAUUUGUGUGAAAAGCAAUUCACACGAUCUCAUGAUCUCAAGGUUCACCUGCGCUACCACAACAAGGAAUUACGCUACACAUGUGAUGUUUGCAAUAAGCAGUUUGUAGAAUCUGGGAAUUACAAACGUCACAUGCGGCGACACACUGGCGAGAGGCCAUACACCUGUGUUAUUUGUUUGCUCACCUUCUCACAGGUUCAUCAUAUGAAGACACACAUGAGAACAAGUCAUCAUGAAGAAUCUGCUGGUGGAGAAGAAGGUCCUCAGGGAACCAGUAAUGGACGAGGAAAGUUACCACCUCACCGCAACCCAAGAAUUCUCAUCAGACGAACACCAAAGCCCACUCAGAUACAUCAAGCUCCAGUUGCUCCAUCUCACAGUCAUUCUCACCCUCACCCACACCUUGCAUCUCAGCCUCAUGGAGUAGGAAACUCUAACAGUGGAGUUGCUGUACACUCAAGCCAAUCUGUUUCACCCCCCAUGGCUCACUCAGGGACUCUAUCAGGAACAGUUGCACCUCAUACCACCCAGAUUUCCUCCUCAAGUGGAGCUCAUCACUCAACAGCAGUUUCUGGGUUUCUCCACGGCUACAAUUCCCACAUAUAUAAUCAUGGUGUUAUGCCACAUUAUCCUGCCCUAUUUGAUAUGUGCCAGCCACAAAAUGGAGUCAACCAUCUUCCCAUGCAUUAGAAUGCUCUUAAAAUGAAAAUAAUGACUGGUUGGCCUCAUCACACAACUCAUCUCCACUCCUUCUUCUAGCCUACACAUCAUCAUCACUGCCAACUAAACUGCAAGUGUUUUGAAUUAUACUGCAAACUCAAUCCUUCAAGAAUGUGGAUCAUCUGACAUUUGUAAAGCAAAUUACAAAGUUGUGCUAUGAGACAUUGUUUGUGUUGUUUGCUAUCAAUUAUGGAAAUAUGUUUUGCAGUCUGAAUGAGCAAUUACUGAUGUGGUAGUGACAGGAAUGAGUCACUGCAGAUAUCCUGACACUUGUAAACAAAGCACAUAGAAAAGGUGUGCAAUUUUGAGAAACUGAUCAUGUUAUCCAUUUAUUAACCCUAGGGAUAUAUUUAGUGGACAGAGUAAGUGUUUAUUGUGAUAGUGGCUUCAGUGUGCCCCCAUCAGUUGCUGAUGCUUGUAAACAAAGCAUAUUGGGAGGUUGGUUAUCAUCUGAAAUGUUGCUUAUGAUGUCUGUCAAUUUUAACCUUGGGAGUGUUUUGUAAUCUGAGUGAGUAGUUACUGCUUUGGCAGCAACAGCAGCAACUGCUCAUAUAUUUUAUCCCUUUGCUCUGAGCUUCAAAUGAUUCUCCUCAUAAAGGUAUAAUACCUUAUAUUUUGUAAUUCCAAAAAUAAGACACUUUCAAUGGGUAUCAUAAUUUGAAUGCAAGAGCUUGAAGCUAGAGUUUGGUACCAAGCAGUGACAGUAAUUACCAAAAACCAGCAUUUUUUUUCUUGAGUAAAUUUGAAGUUAAUUCUUUACACCAGGAGUUGAUGCAUUUUAAAUGGUAUAGCAAAUGGUUCUUCAGUAAUAUGAUAUUGUUCAUGCCACAAAAGCUACUAAUUUAUAGCAAAACACUGAAUUAUUUACUAGCUUAAAGAAUUGCUUAUAUGUUUUUACUUAUACGGUGCACAGUUGCACUAUUAUGAAUAAAGAAACAGUAAGGCUUUUCAGUAUCUGAUGUUGCUUCUCUUGCACAGCCCAGUUAUUUUAACCUUGAGAACUUGCCUGAGUUUAAUAAUUAUGAAUGGGGAACUUUGAAAACUUUGUCAGUAGGUGGCAUUAUUUUACUGUACUUCUGGCAUGAAAAGAGUUCGUAGUAUUCAACUUGACUUUCCUACAUUUGUGCAAGAAGCUCUUUGUCAAAGUAUCAGCACACAAAUGAGAGUCAGUAAACUUUGCAGCAAAAAUAUAGACACGAGACGAAAACCAUAAA